This is a messenger RNA of Rangifer tarandus platyrhynchus (Svalbard reindeer), 2367 nucleotides long. The record is from the annotation of a GenBank genome assembly. NCBI's taxonomy places the organism in Eukaryota, Metazoa, Chordata, Mammalia, Artiodactyla, Cervidae.
AUGACAGUAUAUCAAUUUUUGCUACUAUUUCUGCUCUGGGUAUGCCUGCCACAUUUCUGUUCUCCAGAGAUAAUGUUCAGAAGGACUCCUGUGCCCCAAAAAAGAAUUUUAGGUGCACGUGUACCAAGGAGUGAUGGCAAAAUACUUCAUCGUCAAAAGCGUGGUUGGAUGUGGAAUCAAUUUUUCUUAUUGGAGGAAUAUACAGGAUCUGAUUACCAAUAUGUUGGCAAGCUUCAUUCAGACCAAGAUAAAGGAGAUGGAUCCCUCAAAUAUAUUUUAUCUGGAGAUGGAGCUGGUACUCUUUUUAUUAUUGAUGAAAAAACAGGUGACAUUCAUGCCACAAGAAGAAUUGAUAGGGAAGAAAAGGCCUUUUAUACUCUACGUGCACAAGCUAUUAACAGAAGAACUUUGAGGCCGGUAGAACCAGAGUCUGAGUUUGUGAUCAAAAUCCAUGAUAUCAAUGACAAUGAGCCAACGUUCCCAGAGGAAAUUUAUACAGCGAGUGUUCCUGAAAUGUCCGUUGUAGGUACUUCUGUGGUGCAAGUCACAGCUACAGAUGCCGAUGACCCUUCGUAUGGAAACAGCGCCAGAGUCAUUUACAGCAUACUUCAAGGGCAGCCAUAUUUCUCUGUGGAGCCUGAAACAGGUAUUAUAAGGACUGCUUUACCAAACAUGAACAGAGAAAACAGGGAGCAAUAUCAGGUGGUAAUCCAGGCCAAAGACAUGGGCGGCCAGAUGGGAGGCUUAUCGGGGACCACCACGGUCAACAUCACGCUGACAGACGUCAACGACAAUCCCCCGCGCUUCCCCCAGAACACGAUCCAUCUUCGAGUUCUCGAAUCCUCCCCAGUUGGCACAGCCAUUGGAAGUGUAAAAGCAACGGAUGCUGACACUGGGAAAAAUGCUGAAGUAGAAUACCGAAUUAUUGAUGGUGAUGGGACUGAUAUGUUUGACAUCAUAACUGAAAAGGACAUGCAGGAGGGCAUCAUCACUGUGAAAAAGCCACUUGACUAUGAGAGCCGAAGACUUUAUACUCUGAAGGUUGAAGCAGAAAAUACCCAUGUGGACCCACGUUUUUAUUACCUAGGACCUUUUAAAGAUACAACAAUUGUGAAAAUCUCUAUUGAAGAUGUGGAUGAACCCCCUGUUUUCAGCAGAUCCUCCUAUCUGUUUGAGGUUCAUGAAGAUAUUGAAGUGGGUACAAUCAUUGGUACUGUGAUGGCAAGGGACCCGGAUUCUACUUCUAGCCCCAUUAGAUUUUCCUUGGAUCGCCAUACUGACCUUGACAGGAUCUUUAACAUACAUUCUGGAAAUGGAUCCCUUUAUACAUCAAAGCCACUUGACCGUGAACUAUCUCAGUGGCACAAUCUUACUGUUAUAGCUGCUGAAAUCAACAAUCCCAAAGAGAUGACUCGAGUGGCUGUUUUCGUGAGAAUUUUGGAUGUUAAUGACAAUGCCCCACAAUUUGCUGUGUUCUAUGACACUUUUGUCUGUGAAAAUGCCAGACCAGGACAGCUAAUUCAGACUAUAAGUGCAGUAGACAAAGAUGAUCCUUUAGGUGGACAGAAAUUUUUCUUCAGUUUAGCUGCUGUCAAUCCAAACUUCACAGUACAAGACAAUGAAGAUAACACUGCCAGAAUUUUAACCAGAAAAAAUGGAUUCAAUAGACAUGAAAUAAGCACUUACCUCUUGCCCGUGGUGAUUUCGGACAACGAUUACCCGAUUCAGAGCAGCACGGGCACACUCACCAUCCGAGUGUGUGCCUGCGACAGCCAAGGCAACAUGCAGUCCUGCAGUGCCGAGGCCCUGCUCCUGCCUGCUGGACUUAGCACAGGGGCCUUGAUCGCCAUUCUCCUCUGCAUCAUCAUUCUGCUGGUUAUAGUAGUACUGUUCGCAGCUCUGAAAAGACAGCGGAAAAAAGAGCCUCUGAUCUUGUCUAAAGAAGACAUCAGAGACAACAUCGUGAGCUAUAAUGAUGAAGGUGGAGGAGAGGAGGACACUCAGGCCUUUGAUAUCGGCACCUUGAGGAAUCCGGCCGCUAUUGAGGAAAAGAAGCUGCGGCGAGAUAUUAUUCCAGAAACCUUAUUUAUGCCCCGGAGGACUCCGACGGCCCCGGAUAACGCGGACGUCCGGGAUUUCAUCAAUGAAAGGCUCAAGGAGCACGACUUGGAUCCCACGGCGCCCCCCUACGACUCGCUCGCUACCUACGCCUACGAAGGGAACGACUCCAUCGCCGAGUCUCUCAGUUCCUUGGAAUCAGGUACCACUGACGGAGACCAAAACUACGAUUACCUCCGAGAAUGGGGCCCUCGGUUUAACAAGCUGGCAGAGAUGUACGGCGGCGGGGAAAGCGACAAAGACGCUUAA